Molecule: messenger RNA, 9178 nt
Organism: Pocillopora meandrina
Lineage: Eukaryota; Metazoa; Cnidaria; Anthozoa; Scleractinia; Pocilloporidae
Source: the annotation of a GenBank genome assembly
AUGACAAAAAAAAAAAAAGGUGAAGAAACUAAGAAGCUGUGUAACACGUUUAAGAUCCGUAUUUUCCCAAUGAAAACUCAUUCAUAAUUUCAAAUACAGUUUGCGCCUGCGCCAACGCUUUUUCUUGGUAUUUGGUGGGUCUGAGACGGAGUCGAGAUACUUGAGAAAACUAGAGAAUGAGUGGUAGAAAUAAGUGAGAUCAAACUCUGUUAGUUUAUAUCUAUAUUUAUGUUUGAUUUCUGAUGAACAUGUAGAAAAGCAUGAACUUAGGUUCUAGGUUUUUACCGUCAUGUCUUUCUUUCUAACAAUUAUUGGCAAUUCUAUCGUCAUUUACGCCUUUUGGACUGCCCCGAGCAUAGCUCCUCUCUCAAGAGUUUUCUUUAGCAAUCUCACUGUGUCUGAUUUGCUUGUUGGUUUGGUCGUCCUGCCGCUCUCUGCAGUCUUUAGGGCAAGAAUUUUGAUCAGAAUAAACAAUCAGAGUAAUGAUUAUAAUAGUAACCUGGAGUGCGACAUCAGCAAGACAGUGGGGUUCUUCGCUCUAUUUCUCUCUGGGGUAUCCCUCAACUCUAUCGCAGUCAUAGCUGUGGAUAGAUAUCUUGGGUUCUCACUUCAUCUACAUUAUCACGCGUUGGUAACCGCAAAGAGAGCACUCAUCGUAGUGGCAAUUGUCUGAGUUUAGUCUUUGCUUAUGACUCUGGAAUCAAUGGUUGUUUUUUUUAAAAUGAUAUUGUUGAAUCUUUUCUUAUAGUAUUUAAAAUUGCAAUCGCUAGAUGCGCUUACAGUAAGAUUUACAAAAUAGUGCGUCAUCGUUAGAGUCAAAUCUUCGACCAAGCUGAAAUUAGGAAUCAAAAUAACCAAUUGGUGUGAUUAUCGCGCGCGAGUAAGCUGGCCUUUAAUGUACUGAGGCAUCUAUGACAUCAUCUCUCCUUUUUUCCGAAAGUGACCUAACCCCCGGUCGUUCAUUAGCCUUGGGCACGAGUGUAUCAAUUUCUAUAAUUUUGUGUAAUUCUUGCGUAAAUCCAUCGGUGUAUUGCUGGAAAAUUCGUGCGGUUCGCGUGAGAGCCAUCAACCUUCUGACGCGUAUACUUCCAGGAUGGAAUACUCGAAAGCAGAUCUAGAAAGAAGAAUAUUAAAAGUACUUUGUUACAAGAUAUUUAACAGGCGAACACACUGCGAAGCGUUUGUUUUAAAUAACUGGAAAGAAAAGUUGUAAUUGUUAAUAGAAAAAUGUGAAAAGCGCUCGUCUUUUAAAUAAGUAACAUUUGGUGAAUCAACGUUUAAUCGCUAAAUAUAGAGUCACCAUGAAAUUUCAGCACAAUGCUGUUAAAAGUAGACUUAAAUUUUCGACUGUUAUACUGCCUGUCUUAGUAGAGUAUUGAGGCUGAAUGAUACGCAUUGCCUACAUGGCUAGCUGCUAUGGGAAUUGAUUUAUCAAUAGAUCUAGAGUGGGUGUGGUUGCGCUACAAAAUCUAAGAGCCACCUUAACUUAAAGGUGACUUCAUCAUCGUCCUGAUCUUUUUUAUCAAUUGUCAUCAUUGCCUCUAAAAUUGGAAAAUUUCAUAACAUUUCAGCUUUCUUUUAAUCUCUAUUAAUGUCAUCCAUGUCUCUGUGUUAGCAUUAGCCUACUAGCUUUCAUAAACUAUAGAAGCUCACAUGAAAUGAAUGCGAAAGCGAUCUUCGCAGUAAUAAACACUUCUUAAGCAGUAGUGAAAAUAUGACCUGAAAAAAAAUUCAGGCCUGUACGGGAUUUGAACCUAUGACCUUUGAGAUACCGGUGUAGCGCUCUACCAACUGAGCUGACAAAAAGCCAACUGGGAGCUGGUCAGUAUGUUGGUUAACAAUGAGCCCAUGAAAUGAUGAAUAAAUGACCUUUUUCAGGCCUUAUUUUCACAACUGCUUAAAGCUCAUAUGGUUUAAUAACUAUGAAGGCGGGAUAAAUGUUAUCAGUCAACAUUCCGUUUUGCAUAUUUAAGUCUAGACUAGCAUAUUUAAUGAAAUUAAUGUGUGCAUUGUGAGGUAGUGUAAUUUAAUUGACGUCAGUGUUUUCAUACCGCCAAUUCAUUAUUGCGUUCACGAGACUCGAAAGGUUUAUCCAUCGUUGCCAUAUUGUAUCCUUUAUAGCGAAAGCCACUGGGUCCUUUACCCGUCUCUAUGUCUCCAUUGUGACGCUUCUCACCGCUACCUUUGUUGUUUGUCCACUUACAUUUACAGUCGCUGAUUGAAAUUUGUAUCCCGACACAUCCAUGACCCAGCUAUCGUCCCUCCGUCUCUCAUUCCUGGCGCGAAAAAGAUCUUGUAUUCAGUCAAUGCUCUGGAAGUCAGGAACAGUACCGCAUUAUCGACUACUCUCCCACAAAGAGACACCAGCAAGAGCAAAGAGCAAAUACCUACCCGUUUGAGCAGCUCCGUUUUUUCAUCCAUUCGGGCCUUAUUCUCUUUGCGUUAACCUUAUGGGAGAGCCAGAAUAUCGGUCCACUCAUACGCACCCACUACCCGGUCGGUGUCGUUUUGUGACAGAGCAGAAGCAACGACCCUCUCAUGGGAGAGCAUAAUAUAUUUGAAUAAAGGGGUGAGUCUCUAAAGAAACUGUGUUGCUGCGUCGGUGGAAAAGUAUAACAACUUAAUUUUGUUUUAUUGACUGAGUUGAUAACGUAAUUUGGCCACCGUAAAGAGUUUCCAAGGCGACGUUUCAAGCGUUAGCACUUCGUCUCUCGCUCAGACGAAGGGCUAACGCUGGAAUGUCAGCUUUGAAACUCUUACUGUUGCAAAUUUACGUUAUCGACUCAGUUGAUAAAACCUUAUUACCUUAUCAUUUAUCUGAUCAGACGAAGUGGCUAAGCUUUGUUAUUAUAUCGCUGGCAGUGCCCGUGGGAAGUAUGAAGUGAAUCCUGUUCUCUGAUUGGCUAUCUAAGCGGGCAAGAUGGCCCAUCACGAUCUUGGCGAUGUAGUCGCAAAAAAACUCGACAGAGGGAGGUUAAAACAAAGAAAACAUAAACAACUCACCCGCGUUUGCUUUACUACAAACACAGUUGGCCUUCUCGUCCGGUUCUCUCAUAUAUGUUUUUUGCAUUCACCUUUCACAAAUGAUCACUGCUAGAGUGGAAAAAAAAAAGGUUGCAGUCUCUUUCAUUCAAUAAAUUUUGCUUAUUGCCUGUAAAUUUUUAUGACACUGAUGCCCUAAUAUUGUCAUAGUGGCAAAAGUUGUAAGGAAGAUACAUGGGUUGAACUCAAAUCAAAGUAAAUGAUUAUUUAAGAAAAUUAUUUGCACAAGUUGUGGAAUAAAUAUACUUUUAAUUGUAUUUCAAUCUGGGUACUUGUCCUGAUAAAAUGUUAUACGAUCAGACAUAUAAAUAAUAAAAAGUAAAUAAAUUUCUUUACUUGCCCAUAACACAUUAUAUCUUUGAUUAUAUAAAACAUGGGCAUUCUCCAUUUUAUACAAAUUUUAUGUGAUUACAACUUUAUUCACAUGUCCAUAAUAUAACUUACAACUUGAAUCAUGCUUAAAUUCUCCAUUUUAUACAUUCAUGGACUUAAAUUUAUAGACACAAUAGGGAUAGAACAUCAUCUUUGUUCCAAAAGGAACACUUCCAACUCCAAUUUCCUCUUUUUUAGCUUAAGAUUUUCCUGCUUUAAAAUUAAUGCUUUGUACUGGGCCUCAAGAACGUCGUCUUGUGUUGUCUUUCUUUUACUCUUUUUUUUAUGAUGAUUUUCUUCUUUCGGUGUAUUGACCACUUCAUCAUCGAUUUCGUGGGUGUUGGCUUCAUCUUGCUGCACAGCUUCUUGGAGUUCUUUAAACAGGUCUUCAUUCACCUCAAUUGUUUCCAAUUGAGCAGCUACUUCCGUAGGUUGGUUUGCUUCAGGGCCUUAAAAAAACAUCCCCACAUAUUACGGUCGAAAAAAGUGACUUCUUGUUUAAAAUUACUUGUCAUCAGUUCAAAGGUUCAAAGUAAAUCAUGACCGAAAUGACUGGUCUAAAUUCACUGAAAGUACUGGCUGUUCAGUUCAAGACAGGUCUCUUUCUAGGAAGCUUUGAGGGAGUCUUGAAGAAAUGGUAAGUCUAAAAGCUUUUACUCAAAGCUUCUGCAGUUUUAGGAAUAUUUGUUAUUUUUGUGCUCGCCGUGGGUUGCGUGACAAAUAGUGUAACAAAUAUGAUAAUCAAAGCUAAUAAAGGCAGUGUUCACACUUGGUGCCCGGGCACCGUGCCCGGGUUCUAUUCUACGCCGGGCACCAAUGUGAACACACCUUUUUUCCUGAUACCCACGCCAGAAUUCGGGCACGGUGCCGGUGCCCGAGUACAAGGUCUCGACCAAGGUCUUACCAAACAUAGUCGAAACGACUGGCUAAUCGAAAGGGUGCUCUGUAAGUUGGAUAACAGUGCGAUUUCAAUUGUUGAUUAUAUGUUAAAGAAGAUGACAUUUCUGUGUCAAGUGUAAAUCUCGUCAGCCAUUUUUGUCUGAAUGAACAAAGAUCUUAUUUGACUCAGGGAUUAAUAAUAUAAAAAGACCUCUGCCGCCCGUUAAAUUUCUCUAGUUUAUUACACCCAUUUUGAAAUCACUGGUGGUCCCAGUAAUCUGAUUGGCCCUAAUUGGUGCGAUUUAUUCACGAAUCGCACCAUUUUUUGCUUUAAAUCGCAUCAUUUUCCCAGCCAACGAGGAGGCUACACUGAAAACAAAACAACCAAUCAGAUUUCAAAGCUUAUUUAAAGUAACCAAUGUAAUUGCAGGAAAGUGAAAGACAAAGAGUAUCAUUAGGGCAAAUUUUGCAACCUUUGUUUUCAAAAUUCUUGUUUUUCCCCCCCCAAAAUGGAUGAAUUUAAUUUCAAACUAGCUUAGUAUUGCAUCAAUAAAAUAUUUGAACUGACCAAGUCCUGUACUUGGGCGAUUUCAAAAUGGAUGUAAUAAAGUGGCAAUUGAACAUUGUGCCGUGUAAUUUUGGUCUGAAAUCAUACUUGUAAUUUCAAAUCGAAGUCGCGCUGUGUGCUUGUUCGAUUUUGAAAUCACACGUAUGAUUUCAGUCCAAAUUGCACUCCACUCAGUUCAAUUAACAUUAUUUAUCAGUUGUCACCACAUAGAUUUUCCUGUUAACUAUAGAUUCCUCGAUGUAGUUGUUGAGAUACUAAUAUUGUUAUCUACCGUAAAAGUUUCUGAAUAAUUUAUUUAGUACUUAAUCUCUUUAAAAAAAAACACUUCUCGUGGACAAAAUAUACCCAGUUACAACUGAGUUGAAAGUUAAUGCGGUAUUGAGCAAAAUUUUUUAGAAACUUCUAUACACCAGUUAUUAUGUCAAAAACCGCAUCAAGGCACCAAAAAAUUUGAAAGCAAAUAGAACUGCAUUAAUUUUCAACUCAGUUGUAACUGGACAUAUUUUGUCUGCGAGAAGUGUUCUAUUUGCUUUCAAAUUUGUGAUGUCUAAACUCUGAGCAUUUCGUUUCGUUUCCUUCGAUGGAAACUAUUUUGUUUCAUCACUCUAUAGCUCGCAGCCAUCGCCGAUUAUCAGUUGUUAUCACUUAAAUGUUAUAUUCGACGAUAGAAGCCUUGAUGCAGUUGUUGACAUAAUAACUGAUGUCUAGAAGUUUCUGAAGCAUUUAGUGAGUAUCGCAUUAAUUUUCGACUCAGUUGUAACUGAGAAUAUUUUGUCUGCGAGAAGUGUUUUUUUCAAAGAGUGUUUUUUUCAACGGUAGAUAACAAUAUUAAUAUCUCAACAACUACAUCGACGAGUCUAUUGUUACCAUGAAAGUCUAUAUGAUAACAACUGACAAACUAGAAAAAUUUAACGGACGGCAGGGUCAUUUUUUAUUAUAACAUAGCGCGUAAAUUUGUCUAAUAAAAUUUAAUUGCGUGAGCGUGUUUCAUAUUCCUAUUGUGCACGCUCAUGACGUCGCAAACAAAUCCCUCGAGAAUUUUGUAUUCGAUCAGAAAAUAAAGUUGAAAUCACCUGUCAGUUUUACGACCAAUCUAAGAAAAGAUCGUUAACAGCGUAGCGAAAUGUUUUCCUGAAACAAAAUUAUCAACGCGCUGAAGGGAAGUUUGGAGAACACUCAAGAAGCUAGAGUUGCUCGAGGCGUAGCCGAGAGCAACUCUUACGCAUCUUUCGUGCUUUCCAAACUUCCCACGUGCUUCACAUCUCGAUGAACGCAUGCCGACGAAUGAACCAAUUGUUAAUUUUAAAUCUCUGAAUCAAAUAAGAUCUUUGUUCAUUCAGAAAGAAAUGGCUGACGAGAUUAAUACUUGACGCGCAAAUGUCAUCUUCUUUAACAUCUAAUGAACAAUUGAAAUCGUACCGUUAUCCAGCUUUCACUGCAUCCUUUCAAUUAGCCAGUCGAUUCGGCGGCUAUGAUUGGUAAGAUAAAUAAUAAAAAUCUCCAAAUUUUAUGUAAAUUAUUCAAUAUCAUCCCCUUGUUGACUUCUGAUGAAAACGCCUGCGACACAAUUACAAAGCUAAGGAGUACGCACACCUUAGACGAGGUCAUCACCAGAAAAUCAAAAUGAAUUUUGCUCUGUGUGCUGAACUUAUCGUGUUAUUAAUGUUCGAAGUCGUAUCUUCUCAAGCAUUUGUUUGUAAGAAAGCAUCUCUUUCUUGUCCUGUGAUAACUUACAAUCAUCGCCGACUUAAAGGCUUCACGUUCAAAACAAUUCACCUUGCAAGCCUGAUAUCCUGUGGUUUGCUAUGUCAGAGAGACCCUCGAUGCGUUUCAACAAAUUUCAGAAAAGUUUUCAAAAGUGAAGGAACCUGUGAGUUGAACGACAGAGGAGUUCUCCUUACUGGGAAAGGAAACGAAUUGGAAUACGACGAAGAAGCAAUUUACACUCAAUUUUACGACACGAAGGUAACAAAAAAAAUCUCGAUAAAAGACCAAGAAGAAGGUGUUAUUGACUCCUCGAGACACUUGUCUUUCAUUUGUGGUAUCUUUCUCAUAAAAUCGUCAUAUUUCGACGACAGAUGUGAAAACUUUCCAUCUGUCAUAUUUUUUUCUUUGAAUGUUUUUAUCGUUUGGUCCUAAAGUAGUUUGACGUGUAUGCGGGUAAAAUGGUGAUUUUUCAUCUUCUUCCUUUAGAGGCGAAUAGACUACAUUUCAUUGAGUGCUGAUAAUCAAAAUGGUCUAUGGUCAUUCAAAGUAAAAUAAGCAAUUUUUCCAGAUAACUGGUAAUUCAAAUCUCAGUAUCAUUGGAUUCAAUGUAUGCAAACUGCUCCGAAGCUCAAUAAAGUUAAAUAUUUUUUAAGUUGAAAGUUCUUAAAUAAAUUGAGGUGGACCGAAAGUAGGUUAUACGGAUUUAGUACACAAAAUUCAGUAUAAAAUUUAGCUUGAAGCUAAAACUUUCAAGAUGUAUCUAAAGGCCUUCAAUUAGCUCACUUGUGCAGUCUCCAUUCGUCGAUGAACCCGGAAGACUAAGUGAUCUUCCGAUAAAAUAAAAAAUGAAUGAUUUUUUGUUUUCAGUACCACUGUCAGGCCUUCAAAGAAGAUCUAAAAGUCGUCAACUGCAAAUGUAAGUAGCGUUGGUUUGAAGGGUAUCCUUGAGAUUAAAGUCAACGACUUCGUGGUUAAAUUACAAUGAGUUACUUGUCCCAGCUGCUUCUUGUCUCUCCGCUAAUAGGUGCGGAGUCUGCCGUCCUCGCGAACCUUCGCGGACCCUCACAAACAUUCCCGAACCUGCUUGAAACAUUUCGAUUCUUACAUUUUCCUUAAAAGUCCUCGAAUGUUGUCAAAAAAAUUGCCAAGGAAAAUGUUGCCUAGUUUACUUCUAAAUUAAAGUAAAAAUCAAGGCUUUAAUUCCCAUGAGUGACCAAGACAGAAUUUCUCCUUACAAUAACCAUACAAUAUCAAUCAGACAGGUGAUGAGAAUAAUGAAGAAUAUAAGUUUGAGGAUUUUCUAGUUGAUCCAGUACCAAAUUCUCAGAACUAGCAUCAUAAGAGUUGUAUAGCAGACAGUAAGGAGAAUUACUAAUGAGAUUUUGGGCACUAAAGGGUAAAGGAAACAAGAACCUACUGAAGAGGCCGAGGACACUCACUGCGUUAUUCACAAUUUCAAAUGCCGAUGUGCCUACCAAAUACACCGCGAAAACAUGAUAGCGUUGAGUCAUCAAUGGGAAGCAAUUUAAACAAAUCCAGAAAAUAGACAAGGCAAACUUCAGGGAUCCAAAAACGAUUGGAUACUCCAAAGGUGCCGCGAAUUUUCAUUUGUAGUAGAGCUUCGACCAUCACUUGUAAGUCGGAGAGAUUUAACUCACGUGAAAGUUUUUAUCGUUAUCAAAUUUUUUUUAUCAUAAUGCUUGAGAUAAAGUGGGAGGGUGAGACUGCACUUACUUUUACAUUUCUAUUCAAACGUUUUCAAAAUCCUCCUUUUAUUUCUAUUCAACCGUUCUCAAAAUCCUCCUUUGUUCUAUGAUAAACAAAUCAAUGUCCGUGCGAUUGCAUUUGUCUGUCUCAAUUUCAGGUGCGGAAUCACCAAAAGCCCCAGUUCCCCUCGGCAUGGAAAGCGGUGCUAUUUUUGACUCACAGAUCACCGCUUCUUCCGUGUAUAAUGAUAACCUUGCCGCACGGAAUGCUAGAUUACAUUUUAAAGGAUCCGAAAACCCGCUUAGACGUGCUGGCUGGGUACCUGGAGUGAAAAACACUAACCAAUGGCUGCAAGUGGAUCUUCAGCAAACCACAAGGGUAAUAGGCAUAGCGACGCAGGGGAGACAUGAUUUCGAUCAGUGGGUUACUAAAUACAAGCUGCAAUAUGGCGAUGAUGGACAAACUUUCAGAGUUUACAAGCGGAACGGAGACAUAUCAGACACGGUAUGAAAAAUAUGCUUAAUUGAAAAAACCUUUUUGCGGAGAAAAAUGUCCCCCAUGAGGAAUAGAACCUUUUUGUAUUCUGCAUUCUAAUUUUCUUCCACUGAGCCACAAAGCAGUUACACUAGGCUGGGCCAUAUACUCUCUGUCAUUGAACCAACAGAAAAGCAUUCACGAAAGUUAUAGGUUAAGAGUAACUCGUACUGUAAAACGUACGUGCGUACUUACGCUCGUUAAUUUUACGCCCAAAUAUAUUCUACUCAGGUUUUUCCAGGAAACAAGGACAGAGACACAGUAGUUUACCACGAUCUUAACCCGCUCAUUUAUGUUCGCUUUGUUCGAGUUCUUCCGAUGGAAUGGAAAGGGACAAUCGCUAUGAGGAUUGAGCUUUAUUCUUGUUAA